GCGGCGGGUGGAAGAGGGAAGAUGGCGGAGUACCUGGCCUCCAUCUUCGGCACCGAGAAAGACAAGGUUAACUGCUCUUUUUACUUUAAGAUCGGGGCUUGUCGUCACGGAGACAGGUGUUCCCGCCUCCACAACAGACCCACCUUCAGCCAGACCAUCGUGCUGCUGAAUCUGUAUCGGAACCCCCAGAACACGGCCCAGUCGGCAGACGGCUCGCACUGUCAUGUCAGCGAUGUGGAAGUGCAGGAGCAUUAUGACAAUUUCUUUGAGGAGGUCUUCACAGAGUUGGCGGAGAAGUAUGGGGAGAUCGAGGAGAUGAACGUUUGUGACAACCUUGGGGAUCACCUGGUCGGCAACGUCUAUGUCAAGUUCCGGCGGGAGGAGGACGCCGAGCGGGCUGUGGGGGAGCUGAACAAUCGCUGGUUCAAUGGCCAGGCCGUGCGGGCUGAGCUGUCCCCAGUCACCGACUUCCGCGAGUCCUGCUGCCGCCAGUACGAGAUGGGGGAGUGCACGCGCGGAGGGUUCUGCAACUUCAUGCACCUGCGGCCCAUAUCCCGGGAGCUGCGCCGGCAGCUGUAUGGGCGGAGCCGGCACCGGCGGGCCCCGUCCCCAUCGCGUUCCCACGACCGGCCCCGGGACAAGAAACGCCAGCGCUCGCCCGACCAUCGCUAUGGACGCUUCUGACCCCUCCCCAGGCUCCUUGCCUCACCUAGCCCCGCCCAGGCACCAGGUACAUCCGACCUUCCCGCUGAACCUGGCGCUUCCUUUGGCUAAGCAGGACGCUGCCCAUCUCCAUGCCCGGUGAUUGACCCAGCUGUAGAGCUGCACAACCAGUGAAUCAGCAUCUGAAUUUUGACCUUUUUAAGGAUGUUAGAAAACCGGCCAGCUGCAUUUCCUUGUUUCUGUGCCCACACUUUUUACGCUGGGCUCGUGUUAUGCUGCCGGGUUACUCCUGGGGGAAUUCUGCACUACAGCGUGUGCUCAUAUUAACGAGUCCUGCAGAUUUGUAAUUUUUUGAGCAGAAAAAAGCUGCUGCUGAAUUGUUGCUGCAGUUCUGACUUUUGCCCACCAGAGGGCACUGUGGCGCUAGGGCAAAGCUGCAGCUCCCGACCAGCGAAGGAAGAAUCAGCACCUGCCUUCUUCAGGCCAGAAGCCAGGGGCUAUGGGGAGACACAGCGUGGGGUGCUGGGGGGGGGGUCAGAUGGGCUCACAAAGGCGAGUGGGGCAGGAGCUCAGUGGGAGAGGAGGCACAGGGCCCCGGGGGAGGGAGGUGCAGAGCUACACGGGGACGGGAGUGGCUGGGCAGCGCCGGCUUUAGGACGUGCGGGGCUCGAUUCGAAAGAGCUGCCGCCAAAAUGCCGCUGAAGCCAGCAGCAGCAAUUGAGCUGCCGCCGAAGAUAGCGGCAGCAAUUUGAUGGCAGCUCAAUCAGUUGGAGGGUCCCUCCUUACCUUGCAGGGCCCCUCUUCCAGACGCUGUGGAGCCCUCGUAGGCGCGGGGCCCCAUUCACGGGAAUCGGGUGAAUCGGCCUGAAGCCGGCCCUGCGGCUGGGUGGGGAGACAGAGACACAGGGAUGGGGGAGGGGGUACAAAG
This is a messenger RNA of Gopherus evgoodei (Goodes thornscrub tortoise), 1591 nucleotides long. RefSeq names its product splicing factor U2AF 26 kDa subunit. Lineage: Eukaryota; Metazoa; Chordata; Testudines; Testudinidae. The transcript has 9 exons. Gene Ontology annotation, biological process: mRNA splicing, via spliceosome. The record is from RefSeq and is a predicted model, not a curated record. Bases 22 to 684 code for a protein of 220 amino acids. Gene Ontology annotation, cellular component: spliceosomal complex; U2AF complex. Gene Ontology annotation, molecular function: pre-mRNA 3'-splice site binding; metal ion binding.